Radiomyces spectabilis is the source of this 2003-nucleotide messenger RNA. RefSeq lists its product as uncharacterized. Gene Ontology annotation, biological process: fatty acid metabolic process. The transcript has 4 exons. The record is from RefSeq and is a predicted model, not a curated record. NCBI's taxonomy places the organism in Eukaryota, Fungi, Mucoromycota, Mucoromycetes, Mucorales, Radiomycetaceae. Gene Ontology annotation, molecular function: medium-chain fatty acid-CoA ligase activity. The coding region runs from base 230 to 1798 and encodes 522 amino acids.
CUCAACUCUGCUGCUGUGUCUGCCGAAAGAUCUUGUAAUUGAAAGAUGCACAUUUCCCGCGUUUUCAGCGGAUUCAUCUUACGAAUUUCCAUAUCCGGAAAUAUGUAAGCCCGUGAUGUCACGAGCAUUAAAAUAUAAAAUGCUCAUCAUAGAAAUUUGUUGUUUCACACUUUUUUUUGCAUCUCUUUUUUGAUUAUCACAAAAUAAACCAUUGGGUGUAUUUGUUAUUAUGGCACCGACUACUCUGUUAUCCGUCUUUGAAAACGAUUACCGAGAAAGAACGGCGAUUGUGAUUCCGCAGUCGGCUGCGAUUCCUACUUCGCUUUCUUACCGACAGUUGUUCGACGUUGUGACCGAUUUUUCUCGCAAGUUGUGUGCACAAUUGCCCGCUGACGCCUUGAAACCUGGUUGCGCCAUUUCCAUUGCUUACAUCAAUUCAUUGGAAUUUGUUGUGUCGUUCUUGGCGACAGGCUUCCUCCGUCUCAUUUCGUCUCCUUUAAAUCCCUCCUAUACUGAAGACGAAUUCAACUUCUACUUGGAAGAUGCCAAAUCCACCGUGAUGAUUGUGCCGCCUGGUUCCGUGAAAGCCAAUAUUCCUGCAGUUCGUGCUGCUCGUAAACAGGGAGCCUUGAUCGUUGAAGUACACUGGAACGGUCAAGAAAUGGAGGUCAACGUUACUUCGCCUGUUCGUUCUGACGCUCGCCGCGCUCUCGGAGCAUUUCAACCUCAGCCGGAUGAUGUCGCUUUACUGUUACACACCAGUGGAACCACCGGCAGACCUAAAGGUGUUCCUCUUACUCAGUUGAACUUGGCUACUUCCAUGAAGAAUAUUGUGGGCACCUAUGAAUUGUCGCCCAGGGAUCGUACCAUGUUGGUGAUGCCUCUCUUCCACGUUCAUGGUUUGCUGUGCGGUCUUUUGGCCACGUUGUUAUCAGGUGGUGGUGUCGUUAUUCCCGAAAAGUUUAGCGCUUCUCAUUUCUGGAGAGAUUUUGGUGAAAAUCAAUGCAACUGGUACACUGCAGUGCCUACAAUUCAUCAGAUCUUGCUCCGAAACCCUCCCAAGCAAGUACCCAAGAUCCGUUUCAUUCGUUCUUGCUCGUCUAGCUUGGCCCCUGCCACAUUCCAUGCUAUUGAACAACACUUUAAUGCUCCCGUCUUGGAAGCUUAUGCCAUGACCGAAGCUUCUCACCAAAUGACUUCCAACCCCUUACCCAAGUAUGGCCCUCACAAGCCUGGUUCCGUCGGUCUUGGCCAAGGUGUCGAAGUCGUGAUUUUGGAUGAAGCGGGCAAUCCCGUGGAAGAGGGUGAAGUGUGUAUUCGCGGAGCCAAUGUUACCAAGGGAUAUCUCAACAACCCUGAAGCCACGGCCAAGUCGUUCACCAAGGAUGGUUACUUCCGUACGGGCGAUCAAGGCAAGAAGGAUAAGGACGGUUACUUGGUUUUGACGGGCCGUAUCAAGGAAUUGAUCAACCGUGGUGGUGAAAAGAUUUCACCUUUGGAAUUGGACGCUGCCCUUUUGAGCCAUCCCAAGGUGGCGGAAGCAGUGAGCUUUGCCGUGCCUGAUGAGAUGUAUGGACAAGAAGUGCAUGCAGCGGUGGUGUUGAAGGAAAAGGGCGAUCCCAAGGCGAUUGAGCGUGAAUUGCAAGAAUUCUGUCAAACCAAGAUGGCCAAAUUCAAGGUGCCCAAGCGCAUCUACGUCACCGAAACGAUGCCCAAGACGGCUACCGGUAAGAUCCAACGUCGUGUCGUCAGCCAAACCUUCUUCAAGGAAUCAGCACCUGCUCAAGCCAAACUGUAAACAACGCCAACUACAACAAUACAAGAAAGCCAUCUAGUUUUGCUAUACAACAAAAAAGUGUGUGAGACAAAGACGAAAUAGAUUCGGGAUUACAGCAUUAAAAGUAAAUACACGAUACGCAGUGUAACACCGCUUUUAGCCGUGUGAUGUCUGUUUGUUUAACCUUAUUGUGUGAUACUUGGCAAUUGAAUGAUUCAGGCACAUU